GUGGACGGGCGAAACACCCUUCGCUCGCCCCGAUAUUGUCAUCGGCCCGCUGGUGGCCUGACGUUGAAAGACCAUCGUCGCGUACGAAUCUUCGGAAUUCUCUGUUCUUCUUCUGUCAGCUUUUCUUCCGACGUCCGUCGGUUUCGUCUGUCCGCGAUAAGAGCGAUUUUUUUCCCUGAGAUUCUCUCGGAACCGCGUGCGAUCGUGUGUCUGCGCGCUCGUUCGUCUCAUUCGAGUUUCCCCUCGAUAUCGCCUUCCCCGUCGUUGCGCUUUAUUUGACAUGCAUGACGUACUCGAUGUCGCGACGCGCGCGUUACACCUUCUCCUUCGUCUUCUUACCCCCGAUUUCGAGAACACCGAGAGAAGAGAAAUCGCGUAACGUUUUUCGCGCUGGGGACGUACCGAGUGGACGUAAAUAAAAAAGAAAAAAAAGAAAUGGGAGCUACCAUGUCAUCGCGGUGCUGCCCGUCGCAUCGUAACGAUAUUUCCGUUCGCGGGUCACAGCCGGAGAUGCUUUUGACAUAUCGAUCCCGCCUUAUGAUUUUAUCGCGUUCUCGAGUUACAUGUGCCGCUUGCAACGCCGUUUGUGCAAAGUGAUAAAAACUGCCUUGAAGUCCGCGUUAGUUCGUAAGAAGUGAAAGUUUAAGGGAAAAGAGUGAUUUAGUUGCGUAAGGUCUUGAAACAAUUUGUCACCGGUGAUUUUUAGUGUUUGAUGAGAGAGAGAGAGAGAGAAAGAGAGAAAGAGAUAUUUAUAUAGUCGUAAGAGAGGAAGAAGACACUGAGAGCGUUUCUUUCGGAAUAAAUACUAAUGGAUGACAUUUGCAGUAGGAUGGAAUGGGUGGAGAUUAUAGAACCUCGCACCAAGGAGCAUAUGUAUGCCAAUCUAACCACGGGGGAAUGCGUAUGGGAUCCACCGCCAGGUGUACCUGUGAAAAAGACGGACAACAACCAGUGGUGGGAAUUAUUCGAUCAGAACACCUCACGGUUUUACUAUUACAACGCGACGUCUCAAAAAACCGUGUGGCACCGCCCGACCGACUGUGACAUCAUACCGUUGGCGAAACUUCAGACGUUAAAACAGAACACGGAACCUGCGAGCUGUGGUGCAUCCGAUACGCAGAAGGCGAUCGAGCCGAGAAAGAAGGAGUCCGUUUCGACGCAGACGCAAACACCCUCGGUUAGUCGAUCCACGCGAUUUAAUCACCAGGAGAACACAAAUUUGGCACCCACGCUGCAAGCUCUUUCUCUCGGUAGCGCGAAUAAAACGCGAACUUCCACGGUCGGCGUCGAUCUACAGACUUCUCCCCCCUCCCCGUCUCCGUCAGCGAGACGGCAUCAUCAUCAUCACCAUCAUCACAAUAACAGGCACCACAGGCACCAUGACGUACCCGCGGCACGCACCAGGCAACACAAUCACUCACAGGAUUCCGGUAGAUCCAGCGACAGUUCCGUCUCGCACAGCAGGACUUCCCUGGAGUCCACCGGAUAUCGUUUGUUGGAUUCGCCGCACAGACAUCAUCAUCGGUCGACCGCGCAAACCCCGGCGAGCACCGCACAAUCCUCCCCCAGGCAGCACGGCAGCGGCACCUUGGAAGCCAGGUGUCACAAAAGCGGCACUUUGGAAAGCGUGAAAAAUCAGAAGUCCGUAUCGAUGGGAGAACCACCGCCGUUAGGUUUGUCGCUUUCGACCAGCACGCCGUUGUUCAAAAAGAAAACGUUUUCCGACCCACAGCGGGAAGGGAGAGCAGGGAACUUGGACCUCGACAAAAGUAAAAAUGGUAGAGAAAGUAGUAGAGGCUCGUACGGUCCCGAGCCGAGUACCUCGCCAUAUCGUGAUUCUUUGAUGGAAUCUCGAGUCUUCAGGCAGGAAAUGCCGCCGUAUCGUCCGCCGGAAGUUCAGCUUAGCCAUAGUUACAAGUCGCAGAGUGAGAAGUAUGGUUCCUUGAUAGAGAGUGGCAAUCGUUACCAUAGGGAUAGAGAACGGGAGAUGCAACAGCAUCACCGGGAGCGGGUAAACAGUCUCGACAAGACGAAUCCGCAGGGUUCCUUUUAUCCCAGUUCUAUGCAUUCGAGAAACAUGAACAAGCAGCCGCAAGAUAGUACAGGUAGCAUAGGUAGGCGGCAUCACGGAUGUUCGGCAUCGUUGUCGGAAGCUAAUGUCAGAGACGUUUACGGUGCGAUGCUGUCCGAGAGAAACGAUCCCGCGAAGAGCCUCGGCAGAGUUGCUGGCGUACACGGUAAUACGUCGAAGCAGAGAAGCGGUCUUGAAGCAGCAGAGCGGGAGCGCGAAAGAGAGAGGGAACGCGAGAGGGAGAAGGAGUACAGGCGAAACACAGCGUGCAAUAACUCACUGGACUGUGUGCCUCAACCACUGGGUCGCAGUUACAGUUUUGUGCAGCAGCAAAAGCAGCAGCAGAAAAUGCAGCAGCAACAACAGCAGCAACAACAGCAGGCCAGGAGGAGAGAGCGAGACGACGACGCUAUGCACGAGCGUUACCUGAUGAUAAGCCAGACUCACGAACAGUCUAGGCAGAGACUUAGCAGUAACACUAGUAGUAGUAACAGUAGUAACAGCAGUAGCAAUAGCGCGGCGGGUGAGGAAACCGAAGGUCACGCCGAAGGAGACGACAGUAAGAAGAAGAGAAGCAACGGAAAUCCAAGUCCGCCGCCGUCGCCGUUUUACGGCAACCUCUUGGCCGAUGCUGAUCACUUAUUACCGUUACAGCAUUAUAUUCUUCAACAAGCGAAAUUAUCAGGUUGUUACAAGUUCGGAGAUCCCUUGUUAGUAGAGGAAGGGGAAGAUUCUCUGGACGAGGAAGGUGGCAGGGGCGAAGGUAUCAGCGGAAGAGGCGAUGACGAUUCUGAUGAUCAAUUUGCUGAUGAUGAAGCAGCUAGCAAUCAAGGCGACUCUUCCAGUCAAGAAUAUCUCGAAGAUCAUUAUGCGGAUUUAGGAAACUACGACACUGCGGGCUUGGCGACUUAUUACACCACAGCUGACACCCUGACAAGGCCACAAGCGCGGCCACCUUCACCGCCAAAUAUCGUGUCUCAAAUAGAAGCGAGAGAUAGUGUGGUGACCACCAGACAAGUCUCGAUGCCCACCGUGAGUUCGAUUCCAAGUAUCGGUACAACGAACGUCGACAACACUGACUUGGACGAGGCGCGGAGGGACGACAGUACGGGCGGUGGCGAUAUCGAGAAAUACGCGCAGGACAAUCUCAAUCUGAACUGCGGUAGACCAAAGGGAUUGCGGUUGUUAUUUCGAAAGAAGUUCAGUGUGCGGGAUAUUCUCAGCUGGUCGAAAGAUCCGAUACCUCAGCCCAUGCUUGCUAUGGUGGACGGCGAGAAGCUUCUCAAAAGGGAAGCCUGCAAUCUGUUCCGAUUGGUCCAGGUGUACAUGGGCGAUCGUAAGGCUAACGUCGGCAUGACGCUGGACGGUGUCGCUAUGGAUAUCGUGAACACCGCGUUUUCAAAGCCGCCCUUGCGUGACGAACUAUAUGUUCAGAUCUGCCGACAGACGACGGAGAAUCCGCGGAAGGAAAGUCUGCGACGCGGAUGGGAAUUAAUGGCUGUGUGUCUUGCUUUUGUGCCGCCUAGCGCAACGUUCGAGCCUUACCUGGAAGGCUACAUGAACAGGCAUCGCGAUCCCAACUUCCAGUUCCCAGAGGUCGCCAAGUGGCCGAUACACGUGCAAGUCAGUCAUUACGCCACUGUAGCCUGCAGGCGAUUGCAGCGGAUCGGCGCGCACGGCAAACGACAACCUCGUAAGGCUACAAUGGAGGAUAUCGACCAAGCGAGGACACAGAUCUUCCGCGCGUCUAUGUUCGGCGCGACACUCUCGGAAGUCAUGGCUUUACAAAGGGAUCGCUUCCCGAAUAAACAGUUACCAUGGAUACAGACCACGCUGACACGUCAGGUGUUGGUGCGUGGCGGCACGGUGACCGAGGGUAUCUUCCGAGUAUCCGCGGACGCGGACGAGGUCAGCGCGUUGAAAUCCUGCUUGGAUAGGUUCGAGGACGGCGCUAUAAUGGCAACUUCUCAGGACGCUCACGCGCCGGCAUCUCUGCUGAAGCUAUGGGUGCGCGAGCUGUACGAACCGUUGAUACCGGAUUCCUUCUACUUGGAAUGCGUGUCUAUGCGGCAUGACGACCCGGAAGCGUCUGCGGCCAACGUGGCUAAGCUCGUCGACCGUUUGCCAGAUCUUAACCGUCGUGUGCUGUGUCAUCUAAUACGCUUCCUACAGAUAUUCGCUAGAUCCGACGUGGUCGCCCGUACUAAAAUGGACGCCAACAAUCUCGCGAUGGUGAUGGCGCCGAAUGUGUUGCGAUGCACGUCCCAAGAUCCCCGGGUAAUCCUAGAGAACGCACGGAAGGAGAUGGCCUUCGUCCGUACUCUCAUCGAGUCACUAGACACCGCUUGGGUCGAGAAUCUUAACUGACCGCAUCCUACCGCGCUAGAAAAGAAGUCCGCUCUAGACUAUUAUGCCAAAUGAAUCAGCUGUAUAGUCACGUCUCUAUUGUUAGUUAUUUCUCUCUUCUCACUGUUUCUCGAUUUAUCUUUCACUCUUCUCUUCUCUCGUUUGUCCGAUUUCUCGCCUCUCUCCAUCGAUUAUCAUCAUUCCCCCCCAAUUCCCUCCUCUCCUCAUAGUCCUACGUAAAUGUUCUUCGUAACGGUAAUUUAGAGUGCUGAAGUCUUACCAAGCUAAUCUCAAAAUCACAACAAAACCCUGGCUCCCUUUAUUUUCUAUUUAUUAUUUAUAUAAAAGAUUCUAUAUGUUAUAUGACAGAUUAGAGAUUAUUAGAUUAUAUUACGUAUAACGCUAUAUAUAUAUAUACCAUAUAUAUUUUACCAAUCCCUUGUUACCGCGUCGAACAAACGUGGACGGCUUUUUUACUCGAACAUUGUUGAAUCUCGUGUAAAAUAAAAAAAAAAAAAAAA
This is a messenger RNA of Pseudomyrmex gracilis, 4938 nucleotides long. It is a transcript of the gene RhoGAP93B, whose product is annotated as rho GTPase-activating protein 39. Gene Ontology annotation, cellular component: cytoskeleton; cytoplasm. The transcript has 10 exons. NCBI's taxonomy places the organism in Eukaryota, Metazoa, Arthropoda, Insecta, Hymenoptera, Formicidae. Gene Ontology annotation, molecular function: GTPase activator activity; protein binding. Gene Ontology annotation, biological process: signal transduction. The record is from RefSeq and is a predicted model, not a curated record. Bases 809 to 4438 code for a protein of 1209 amino acids.